AUGGAAUACCAGUCCUCUCACAAGGAUACGGCCAGCCAAGCCAAAGUCACAGACUUGCAGGUUUUUGUCCUAGGGGUGGAAUAUGGACAUGCUUUGACCGGAGACUCUUCCAAAGCCGCUGAUGGCACUGCAGCUCUGUCGCUGGGGAGCGCGGUGCAGGCAGAGCCACGGUGUGAUGCCUCCGGGCAGGUGGCUUAUGCAGCAGAGUUGAGGAAGAGGAACAUGAAAUGGAACAAGGUAGAGAAGCUUCAGCAGAGGGGUCGAGAGCUCCCCUUCCCUGCAGCAGAGCAGCCCAGAGACCACACUGUAGGGCUGCAGAAACGUGGACCUGAAGCUCCUGAAGAAGGAAGUGGAGUGACGGGUCUACGACUCCACAUUCGCUGGCUGCAGUUACAAGAACAGCAGCACAGCUACUGCAGUGAAAGGCAUGGGACAGCGAAGCAGCUGAAGGUGUACCAGCGUAGGCCGGGUUACUGCCUUCAGCACCCGGCAGCGGAUGCAAGUAUGAACCUCUUUAAGGAGAUCCUGCCUAGAGUAAGGAAGAUUCUUUCAACUGCUACAGCCUCUGAUGACCACGCGCUGCUUAACCUCAUGCUGAAAGAAGAUGUGAUAUCCAAGGAGUACCAUCAAGCCUUGCUCCGUGAAAAAGACAGAGAGGACCUCGCAAGGAAGAUAUCUCUGACAUUUGUGGAAAAAUGGGACCUGUACUUGAACACUUUGGUUCCCCUCUGUUGUUUAAACCUCUAUGGCGACAGCAAGAGACAAACCAUGGAUUCAGCAUUCGUGUCGGAAAAUGGCUAUCUUGAUUUGCUGCACAGUAAUAUCGAUCCAUUGCAUCUGUAUACUCUCCUUGAUCCGAAGUCAUCUGGAAAUGAAGAAGGUGACUUCUCUGCAGAUCCUGAAGUUGAUGCCAGCAACUGUGAUCAGAUCAAUAAUAUGGAUUAUCUGUGUGCAUUGGAAAAUGGUGAAAAUGGGGAUGAAUUGUAUCUCUGUUCCAACACCAUAGAAGCUUAUGCUAGAAUAGCUGAAUUAGCAGAAUAUGUACUCAAAGAUCAGCAGGAGAAGCAGGUGGAAGACACUUUUGCAGGGAAUCUUAUUUUGGAUGAAAUGGCUGCUGAAAACACUGAGAAAUUUCCUGACAUAAAGAUGCAGGAAUGUCACAAACGAACCUUCUUAGGCUCUGCAGAGAGUUGUUCCGAUGCUUCAGAACCCAAAUACAGGAAAACUGUGGACAUCCCUGCGGUGUCUGCAGGGAAUGGCAGUUUCGUAGCUAUGCCUCUCAACAGCCAUCCAGUGAGCUCCACCUCGCUAACCAACCAGCACGUGUCCUUUCCUGUUCCUGCUACCAACCCCUUGGAAAGAAGUCUCACAAUUCCUGGGAUGUACGCACCUUUGAUUCCAGAGUGUCUACCUGUUGGCGUGAAAGGGAGCCAAGAGAAUACAGGCUUAGCAGAGCCUCCUCAGCAGAUACUUAACUUUGUUCUUGGAAAUGGCACAUCUGAUGUUAUAUUAUAUCCAGUGCUGACUUCUUCCACGGAAACAUUGAUAUCCCCAAGUUUUCCAGUUAGUUUAUGUGGUUUAGAAACGUUCAAAGAAGUACGAGUUCCCAUAAUUCCUUCUGAAGAACCUUUCAAAAGACCAAAGCCAGUGGAAGCUUUCCAUACAUCACUUAUGGAUUAUUUCCGAGACGUGUGCAGAUCUGUGGCCAUGGAGCGUGAAAUAGCUCUUGAUCACCUGUUUAUUGAUGAGACACUUGUUCAAAACCAAACUGAAAUGAAGACUGGGAAGAACAGUGUAAAAGCAAUGGAAAAGGAGCUGAUAACUUGCAGUCUGCAAGGGAAGGAAAAGGCAGCCCUUAAAAGAAGCCAAAUAUUUCAAGUCCCAGGAGGUAAAGACUUAGAGACUAAAGUGAUUGUGGUGCUGGGAAAAGAAGGAAUGGGCAAAAGCAUUCUUGUUCAGAAGAUCUGCCAGGACUGGUCCAAUGGAGAGUUUUCUCAAUUUGAAUUUGUAUUUUCGUUUGACUGCAAACAAAUAAGCUUGCCUGAGAAGCGAUAUAGCCUGAAGGAUCUGCUGCUUGAAUUCUUUGUAAAACCUCAAGAGGGAAGCAAAGAGAUCUUUGAGUAUAUCUUGCAAAAUCCUGCUAAAGUCCUUCUGGUUUUUGAUGGCUUUGAAGGGUUGCAUGAUCAUGAAAAUUUUCCUCGUUGCUUGGCCAGCCAGCCUGAAAAAGACUUGUGCAAUAUAAAGGAUCUGCUUUCAGGACUGAUCCAAAAAAAGAUACUCAAUGGUUGUACUUUAUUACUUACAGCAAGACCAAAAGACAAGGUGUACCAGUAUGUGUCCAAAGUGGAUAAGACUAUUGAAAUGGCAGGAUUUUCCCCUCAGCAGAGAGAACUGUACAUAACCAAAUACUUCAAAGGAUUACCCUACUGUGAUAAUGCACUGAAAUUAAUCAAAGAGCGUGAGUACUUGUUCAGUCACUGUUACAGCCCUGUUAUGUGUAGAUUUGUUUGUUUUCUCUGUGAGAUGGUACUUGAAAUGGGAGACAAAAGCCUUCCUUCAACUCUUACUACAGUCUUCCUGAAAUUUGUUCAGCAAAAGAUAAUACCUAUGCAAACAGAUGUUACAGCCGUGCAAAAUCAAGAGAGUCUUUCUACGCUAGCCCGCUUAGCCUGGUGUCUUGGAGAAAAGCACCAAAGUGCCAUGAAAAGUGAUCUUCUUCCUUCUAAGGAAGUUAAAGAGUUUGCUCUGAAAUAUGGAUUUUUCCUGCCAUUUGCAUUCCCCAAACACUCAGAUACUGGAGAAGAGGAAUUUGGGAGCACAUUCUCUGAUUUUGUCAUUCAGAAUUUUUUGGGUGCGCUUCACCUUAUGUUAGCAGAAGAGAUCAAGGAUAAAAGCCUAACAAAGUACCUGUCUUUUCCAUCCAAGAAGAAAAAACCUUAUAACUGGUUAGAUUUAGUGCCUCGAUUUUUGGCUGGAUUGCUGUUCCUCCAGGAUGACCCCUACUUCUGCUCCCUUUCAAAUAAGGAUGUAAAACAAUCAGCUAAGAAGCAGAAAACACUCUUGAAGUAUAUUAGAAGGCUGCAGAUAAAUGAGCUCUGUCCGGAGAGGUUACUUGAGCUUUUACAUUGUAUUUAUGAGGCACAAAGCGAUUAUCUUUUCCAGCACGUGGCCUUAAGGCUCCAGCCAGACCUGUCUUUUCUGGGCAUAAUUCUUACACCACCUGAUGUCCACGUACUGCACUCUAUUUUAAAAUGGUCAAGAAAAGAGUUUUCCUUGGAUUUGCGAAACAGCAGAAUUGACAUGCAAGGGCUGAAAGACUUGGCUGGCCUAAAGAACGUGGCGUCAUUCAGGGCCUCCCUCAGUGACACGGUCAGGCUCUGGAAAUCUUUAGAACAGACAAAAGACUACGAACUGCUGAGAGCAUCAACAGAGAAAUUUGUUCUUGAUCCCUUUAAGGCAAAGACAAUGAAGGACAUCAGUGACCUUUCAGACCUCGUAGAGAUGCAGGAGAGGAUGAUCAGUUGUGUGCAAGAUGCAUCUGGUUGCAGCAGCUAUGAAAUUCCUGCUAUCAAAAACCUCAGAAAACUAGAAUUUGCACUGGGUCCAGUAUGUGGCCUACGGGGAUUCCUAAAACUCGUGGAAAUCCUUGCAGCAUUUCCAUCACUUCAGCAUUUAGAGUGA
This is a messenger RNA of Opisthocomus hoazin, 3681 nucleotides long. Lineage: Eukaryota; Metazoa; Chordata; Aves; Opisthocomiformes; Opisthocomidae. The record is from RefSeq and is a predicted model, not a curated record.